AUGCGACUUGAAGAACAAGAACAGAGCAAGAACACGAAGCAAACAUCGGACAACGGAAAUCGUCUGAUAGACCUUUGCGAACAGAAGAACCUCAUCAUUGCAUCCACGUUCAAAAGGAAUCAUCGGCGACAUCACCUUACGCAUCAAGGGACAACAUCUUUACCGCUAAAAGAGCGAAAGAAGCUCAAUUACAUCGUGAUAACUAACGUCCCUCUGGAAGAUAUCCGAAGAUCUAGAGCUGUCUGGGAUACUGCAUUCCAUUCCGACCACAGUCCAUUUCUUCUCAGCAUCAUGGCACGGUUCAAGAAGUGGAAUCGUGUAGCUCAAAAUUCGCCGAAGCUCGACUUGGCAGGUCUGAAAAACGAGAAAUGCAGAAAGAAGUUCCGCUGA
Messenger RNA from Necator americanus (New World hookworm), 390 nucleotides. RefSeq lists its product as uncharacterized. NCBI's taxonomy places the organism in Eukaryota, Metazoa, Nematoda, Chromadorea, Rhabditida, Ancylostomatidae. The record is from RefSeq and is a predicted model, not a curated record. The transcript has a single exon. Bases 1 to 390 code for a protein of 129 amino acids.